Messenger RNA from Fonsecaea monophora, 2442 nucleotides. RefSeq lists its product as hypothetical. The coding region runs from base 1 to 2442 and encodes 813 amino acids. Gene Ontology annotation, molecular function: zinc ion binding; DNA-binding transcription factor activity, RNA polymerase II-specific. Lineage: Eukaryota; Fungi; Ascomycota; Eurotiomycetes; Chaetothyriales; Herpotrichiellaceae. The record is from RefSeq and is a predicted model, not a curated record. The transcript is spliced from 7 exons. Gene Ontology annotation, biological process: regulation of DNA-templated transcription.
AUGGAAAAGACGCCACGUCCUCCGCGAAAACAAAAUUCAAGCUGUGACGGCUGCCGGGCCUCAAGGAUCCGUUGCGAUGCUGUGCACAAGCGAGAAGGAGGAGGGGCCGCCGUUGUUGGCGGCCUUCGCGAUCGCAGAUGCACCAACUGCGCCCGGAAAGAGCGGCCCUGCACUUUCAAGUGGCUUCAGGUCACGAAGCGGCGUCGACGUGCGAGCUCGGCGUUUUCUGUCGACAGCGUUGAGAACGGAGAAGACACAGUGCAUCCGCCAUUCGAGCACGAGGGGGAUACACAUAAAGGCGGACGGUCUGUAUUUCUGAGCCGAGAAACAUCAUCCUCAAGAUCCACCGCGUCCUCAAGAGUUGCCCGCGCGUUCAACCUACGUGAGGAUUCGAUCGAAGCCUCCAUGUGGCACAUCUUCUCCUCGAUCUUUGAGACCGCACUCGGCGUAUGGCUCGGCAGUGGCUGCUGUCCAUACCCGGGUCUUCCAGAUAAGUCGUUAAUGAGAAUGGAUGGACCCAUAGGGCUCGAGAACAAUCAUUUCCAGACUGUUUUCCCAGCCCCAGGAAAUGUCUGUGUCAAAGCAGACACGGUGGUCAACCAGGCGUUGAACGUAGCCGUCCACGCAUUCAGUGUCCGGUGGCUCCCUCUCAUUGCCGGUACUACCGUUUCAGUGGAGAGGCUGAACGACCUGGCCAGCAAGCUUUGGCAGGACGCACGAUCUAAAAUCCUCCUCAUCUUGCAGAGACGUUGCUACAGAUCGAUACUGGCACUGUAUAUCUUUGGAAUGACUCCCAUGCCACCGGGUCUCGAGGAACAAGAGCUCGCAAACGGGAAUAUUGGUGAAGUGUGCAUUGACAUUGCGAUGCGGCAGCUCCAGAGUGUCCGGGCAAGACGUAGACAGGUCAACCGCUCCGAGUCCGCUGCUAUCACAACCAAGCCCGCGCUCACAGGAGCAGGAGCAAUAGCGGGACCAGCAGUCGACCUCUCUGAUACAGUUGACGAGGGCUACGAACUCCGGGAGACCAUCGCACACUGGGCUGGUUUCGUCUUUGAUACUUCGGCGUCCUUGACCACUGGUCUACCGUCGAUUCUCCACGCAAGCCUCCUUGGCUUCGAACAAGAGGGUACAGUGCAGCUCCUACAAAGAACCGCGCAAGAAUUUCACGACAAGACGGAGUCGUGGCGACUCAACGGCUUCGAGGUGACCAAUCAACGCGCGAUCUGGAUAGUUCAGUCGGCCAGCGGUUGUAAAGGGUUGUUCUGGAAAGCGGUCGCCUCGCUCCGCGAAGCGUUCAAUUACCGCCAUGAGCCACACCUCGUUGUCCGUGCACAGACUGCCGUUGUCCAAUGCAUGCACAGAUACGACGUCACAUAUGCUCCGCUGCUCGCUGCGUGUAAGCGAGCAUUGCUGUUCCUCGACUUCGAGGCCCAGCUCAACUGGUACCUUCUCGCUCUUCAUUAUCACCUGGGACUACUGAUCCUGUACGACACCCUGAAUGUCUUUGACAGGCGAGAUUUGAUAUCGAACUUGGGCAUCUCGCAAUGGGCUGCAGUACAAGAGACCAUCAAUAUCAUCUCGCUGGGAAUGCAAUGUAAAGUCUCUCUUCAAACCGUAUUUGGCUCGACGGUAGGGUCACGUCGCAACGACAUGGUGUGCCUCCUCAGCAUUGACCCCUACCCACACCAUGUGGCCACAGCUUUGAGGCUGGUGUCGGAUUUCUUGAAGAAACACUCUAGCUCCAGUGAGGUUUGCCCGAGCUCUGAAGCCCUCACCCAGAUCCGACAUAUUGCAACCAUGGCGUUUGACCAACUGCCACAAUGCUCCGCCUCUCUCCAGUCUUCUCGAAAGAGCAUCUCUGCAGAUCUGAAUGACGUCCAACAGCUCCAAGAAUCGCGCGCUCCUGAUACUCACGAAGCACCCAAGAGCAAUACCAAACAGGCUCAUGUACAACCCGGAGACCCUAGUGUACUUGAUUUGCGCGAGGAAUAUUUCCAGGUCAUCGACGGGCUUGACAUCGAAGCAGAGGCAGAAACCGGAACUGAACCCGCGUACCACGUCACGGACAAUUUUGCGAGGGAUGAAAACUUGACGAGCUCUGUCCUCCUCGACCAACAAUGGGACUGGACAUCGAGUGACGAGAGUCCAUUGAGUUUUGAAAUCCCCACGGGGGAUAUGUUUUUGACUGAUCACGGCCUGUUCGAACUUGACAGGGAGUCUGCAUCGGAUCCUGGCGCGCCGGCGUUAUUCCUGCUCGUGGAGCUGGUCGACUGGUUCUUGGAUGUGACGGGAGAGGAUCUUUUUGAUGAUGAUGACGACGACGAUGAUGAUGUCGAAGAUGAAGUUGAAGAUGUCUGGAAAAGACUGGCUGGUGUAUUGGGUGUUGUGUUCAUGGAGAGCACUGAUUUGCGGGCGAAGAAAGCCGAUGCCAUUGUGUACUAG